Paramecium pentaurelia is the source of this 1045-nucleotide messenger RNA. The record is from the annotation of a GenBank genome assembly. Lineage: Eukaryota; Ciliophora; Oligohymenophorea; Peniculida; Parameciidae.
AUGAUUUCAAAUUAGUUAAAUUUGUUAAGUUUACCCAUUAAUACUUUAUAUAACAUACUCUAAUUUAUACCUAUUAGAGAUAUAUAUAAACGUAUUGCUCGAUUGAAUAAGAAGGCUAACAAUAUUGUAAAUUAAUAAGGAUUUUAAUAAUCUCUCUAAAGAUUAUAUUUUGGAAGUUCAAUUAAAAAUAUUCAUCUCUCCUAAGCAAAAUAAGUGGAAUUACCCUUUUUUGGAUAUGAAACAGAUGGACGUAAUAAUUUAUUUUUUAAUUAUAGAUUGUCCAAAUCCAGAAUAAUGGAUUGAUUUACUCUUCAUGAAAACAUCCAAUAGUUAAAUUAAACUUUAAAAUUGUAAUUAUAUUAAAGGAUCUCUUUCAAAAAAAAAUAAAGAAUUUAAAAAAAAAGUAUUGGAAUUUCUAGGUCUUGUUAAAAAGUAUUUACCACCAAAUACAUAUGAAAAAUAGAAAUUUUAUGAAGUUCAAAUUGCAAAAAUAUAUGAAAUUAGUCAUCAAUUAAGUUAAAAAGUCUUAAAUAUAAUUUCUUAAGAGGAAAAAAAAUAUGCAACUGAUAUUAUGAGUUUUUUUUGGAAUAGGUUACGUUAAAAUUAAUAAUUGAUAUAACGUCAUGAACUUCAAGUACCAUUAUAAGCUGAUUACUAAGGAAUCAUUAAGGUUAUCAGAAUUGGUAUUGAAAAUGGAUAUACUAAAAUGGCUAAAGUUAUUCUUAUAAGUACUAAUGAUAUAAAAGAUAUUUCUAACAAAGUUGUAUUAAGAACAAAUAUGCCUGAAUAUAAGUUAGUAGCAAAAUAAUAUUUAACAAAAGAACAAUUCAAAUUUGGUUAUUGCAUAUUUUAAUAAAAUCAAGGAGUUAUUGCAUUAAUUGAUCUUAAAGAUGAAACAUAAAUUGAAUUGAAAUUCUAUAAUCAUGAAACUUAAAUUGUCUCAACAAUAUAAGUUUUUAUUUUAGAAUAUAAACAAUCUAAUGAAGGAUAACUUGGAUAAGCAUUUAAAUAUAUUGUUGCCUCAGGAUAUUUAUUAGUAUAAUGA